AUGAAGCAGCAUUUCCCAUUAGCCGCGAAAGCAUUCACCUAUUCCAGACUCGUAGAAAGUGUCGAAAAAGACUUUUCCCCGGAGAAAUACAUUCGUCUAGACUAUGUCGAGAACAGCCAUGGAGCCACCAAGAAGCUUGAUGGGGAGAACAAGGACAACAGAGAAUCGGCCCGGGCCAAAGGGCAGCAUGACUCAGUAUGGACAUAA
Messenger RNA from Penicillium hordei, 207 nucleotides. RefSeq lists its product as uncharacterized. The record is from RefSeq and is a predicted model, not a curated record. The coding region runs from base 1 to 207 and encodes 68 amino acids. NCBI's taxonomy places the organism in Eukaryota, Fungi, Ascomycota, Eurotiomycetes, Eurotiales, Aspergillaceae. The transcript has 2 exons.